UUGCGUAUUCCGGAUCAACGACCACUGUAUCAGCGAUUGGAAGAAUGGUCGUUCAGUUCGGAUACGAAAAUGAUGAUGGUUAGUUGCAUUCGCAACGGACAAACGUCCUCCAAUCCGACCUACUUCGUCAAAGGAGCAGUAGACCGUGUUUUGCGUCAUUGCAUUUUCGUUCGCGAUCCGUCACCCAGCCUGUCACCUCCAAAUCCAGUUUCACCCGGGCUGGCCACAUUCGAUGGACCUGAGGAAUCAUCUUCACUAUCUUCCUCCAGCCAGAACCAUCCGCUCCGCCCAGAGCAUGCAGAACUCAUUCUGAAAGAAGCUUCACAAUUAGGCCUCCUUGGAUUACGUGUUUUGGCUGUGGCUGAGGGCCCUGACCCGCAUCGACUCACUUUCCACGGUUUGGUUGGGUUGUGGGAUCCACCACGACCUGGGGUAGAUCGAUGCGUGCGUAGCCUCUUGGAGUCUGGAGUUCGGGUGCUUAUGAUCACUGGGGAUUCGGUCGAAACUGCAAAAGCGAUUGGUGAGUUAAUCUUAUUUUACUUCUAUGACCUUCUACUGAUAGGGCCCAGAAAUUACGGGAGAAGUCAUUUUCAUAUGAAAGCUCAAUAG
Molecule: messenger RNA, 609 nt
Organism: Echinostoma caproni
Lineage: Eukaryota; Metazoa; Platyhelminthes; Trematoda; Plagiorchiida; Echinostomatidae
Source: the annotation of a GenBank genome assembly